GUCACGUCGUCGCAAUGUACCGUCUGGUGUUCUUCCUGCUGGUGACCAUACAAGAAAUAAAAACACAAAAUACCGAAGCAUUCCGUUAUCCAGAAACUGGACCAUUGUUCUACCGCAGAUCGACUCCGUAUCAAUGCACAAUAUGCGACGCUUACGACUGCCUUAAAAUGGACGACGCGAAAUGUGAAUACUACAGGGCGAUCAACAGAAUGCUGCAAGUUGAGUGUCAAGAUAAAGUGGUAACCAAUCCCGCGAUUAAAGCUGAAGUAGACGAGUUGUUAUACGAUUUAACUAUAAAAGGUUCGUUGAUAUAUUGGCAUGGCUAA
This is a messenger RNA of Papilio xuthus (Asian swallowtail), 326 nucleotides long. RefSeq lists its product as uncharacterized. The coding region runs from base 15 to 326 and encodes 103 amino acids. The transcript is spliced from 2 exons. The record is from RefSeq and is a predicted model, not a curated record. NCBI's taxonomy places the organism in Eukaryota, Metazoa, Arthropoda, Insecta, Lepidoptera, Papilionidae.